AUAAUUUCAAAUAUAUAAUUAUUUUUUUUAAAAAUUUUUAAAAAAAUGUUACCUAAAUUAGCCCAAAAUACUUACAAGACUUCAGGUCUUAGAUAUUAUACUACUGAACCAACUUUAAAAGAAAGAUUAACUCAAAUCCUUCCAGGUCAAGUUGAACAUGUUAAAAAAUUAAAAGCUCAACAUGGUGAUAAAAUCGUUGGUACCUGUACUAUUGCUCAAGCUUAUGGUGGUAUGAGAUCAGUCAAAGCUUUAGUUACCGAAACUUCAUCAUUAGACCCAGAAGAAGGUAUUACUUUCCGUGGUUUAACCAUCCCACAAUGUCAAGAACAAUUACCAAAAGCCCCAGGUGGUAAUGAACCAUUACCAGAAGGUAUUUUAUGGUUACUUUUAACCGGUGAAGUCCCAACUGAAUCACAAGUUAAAGAAUUAUCAAAAGAUUUAGCCAAACGUUCAGGUCUCCCAACUCACGUCAAAGCUAUGAUCAAAGCCUUCCCAAAAGAUUUACAUCCAAUGUCACAAUUUGCCGCUGCUGUUUUAGCUCUUCAAAAAGACAGCAAAUUUGUUAAAGCCUACAAUGAUGGUGUCAAAAAAGAUAAAUAUUGGGAAUCAACUUUAGAAGAUUCAUUAGAUUUAAUUGCUAAAUUACCAGAAAUUGCUGCUUUAAUUUACCAAUCAACUUAUUACAGCAAAGAUCUUCCACACACAAUCGACGCCAAUCUCGAUUGGUCAGCCAACUUUACUAAAAUGUUAGGUUUCAACGAUAAAGGCUUUGAUGAAUUAAUGAGACUCUAUCUUACCAUCCACUCUGAUCACGAAGGUGGUAAUGUUAGUGCUCACACCACCCAUUUAGUUGGUUCAGCUUUAUCAGAUGCCUAUUAUUCAUUCGCUGCUGGUAUGUGCGGUCUUGCUGGUCCAUUACACGGUUUAGCCAAUCAAGAAGUACUCUCAUGGACUCUUGACUUACAAAAUAAAAUCGGUGAAGGUAAAGAAGUUUCAGAUGAAAAACUCGCUGAAUUAGUUUGGGAAGGUUUAAACGCUGGUCGUGUUGUUCCAGGUUUUGGUCAUGCUGUUUUAAGAAAAACUGAUCCACGUUACACCAGUCAACGUGAAUUCGCCCUUAAACAUCUUCCAAACGAUCCAUUAUUCAAAUUAGUUAGUCAAAUCUUUAAAGUUGUCCCAGACGUUUUAACCAAACACGGUAAAACUAAAAACCCAUAUCCAAAUGUUGAUGCCCACUCUGGUUGUCUUUUACAAUACUACGGCUUAAAAGAACAUAACUACUACACUGUAUUAUUUGGUGUAUCAAGAGCUUUAGGUGUUUUAGCACAACUCGUCAUCAGUCGUGCUCAUCAAUUACCAAUCGAAAGACCAAAAUCAAUUACCUCACUUUGGAUCGAAGAAUUUGUUAAUAAAGAAUCAAACAAAAAUUAAGAUUUUAAAAUAAAAUAAAAUAAAAUAAAAUAAAUAAUUAAAUACAGAUAAUAAAAAUAAUAUUAUAAAUUAUUUUUUAAAUUUUUUUACCACC
Messenger RNA from Dictyostelium purpureum, 1525 nucleotides. RefSeq lists its product as uncharacterized. Bases 46 to 1431 code for a protein of 461 amino acids. Gene Ontology annotation, cellular component: mitochondrial matrix. The transcript has 4 exons. The record is from RefSeq and is a predicted model, not a curated record. NCBI's taxonomy places the organism in Eukaryota, Evosea, Eumycetozoa, Dictyosteliales, Dictyosteliaceae. Gene Ontology annotation, biological process: citrate metabolic process; tricarboxylic acid cycle; carbohydrate metabolic process.